Molecule: messenger RNA, 1872 nt
Organism: Aspergillus sclerotioniger CBS 115572
Lineage: Eukaryota; Fungi; Ascomycota; Eurotiomycetes; Eurotiales; Aspergillaceae
Product: MFS general substrate transporter
Exons: 2
Coding region: 449-1486 (345 amino acids)
Biological process (GO): transmembrane transport
Molecular function (GO): transmembrane transporter activity
Source: RefSeq, a predicted model, not a curated record
GGUGACGACGCCUCCUCUAUAGCGGAACGCAUAUCUGUUGUCUCCCACCGUCGCGGCUCGCAGGUCGGGGCCUCCGGCCUCCAUGACAGUAUCGAGAUAGAGCGGAUUAACACCUAUCGUCUUCAGCAACAACUCACUAUAGGAUCCAGUCGCAGUCGCAUACCGCAAGACCAGUGGCUACCCCUCGGGGCCGGGAAACCCUACCCACCGCCUCUCCCAGAUUCGGAAGCGUAUGUGGUCGAGUUCGAAGGAGCAGAUGAUCCGAUGCAUCCCCACAACUGGCCCAUGAAGAGAAGGUAAGAAAUGAUGGCCCCCAUUUAUCGGACCUAUAUUGCAUCGGGAUGGUCGUUGAUGCCCCUGCAGAGUCAUUCUGGGGUCGCUUCUCACCUCAUGUGCCCUGGUAACUGCCUACGGCAGUGCAGUAUUUGCGACUGCUGCUUCGGGUGCCAUGAAGGAGUUUGGCUUUGGUGAAGAGGUUGCGGCACUGGGAACGACUCUCUACGUCUUGGGCUUCUCGGCGGGGCCAACGGUGUGGGCACCUGGCUCGGAGCUGCUCGGCCGGCGAUGGCCACUGUUGAUCGGGAUGUUUGGCUUCGAUCUUUUUACCAUAGCCUGUGCCACUGCCAAGGAUACACAGACCCUAAUGCUGUGCCGCUUCUUUGCGGGCUUCUUCGCUGCCAGCAUCAUUGCCCUGGUUCCCGCCAGCCUGUCUGAUGUCUUCAACAAUCACCAGCGUGGAGUCGCCAUCGCCAUGUAUACCAUGUCGGUGUUCACCGGUCCGUUCACGGCCCCGUUCAUUGGCGGCUUUACGGCAUCAAGCCAUCUAGGCUGGCGGUGGACGCUGUAUGUCCCCGCCAUUGUUGGGUUCUUUUGCCUCGCGUUGAUAGUUCUCUUCACCGAAGAGACAUACGCGCCUAUUAUCCUGGUUCAGAAGGCGGCCAUCCUCCGACGCCAGACGCGGAACUGGGGUAUCCACGCUCGUCAAGACGAACUCGAAGUUACGUUCCGCGAGAUGGUCACCAAGAAUUUGGCGCGUCCAUUCUUAAUUUUGUUCACCGAGCCGAUUGCGUUUCUACUCACCCUCUACAUGUCGUUCAUCUAUGGAUUGGCCUAUGCACUGCUGGAGGCGUACCCGAUCGUCUUCGAAGGCACCUAUGGCAUGACUGGUGGUGUUGCAGGGUUACCCUUCAUUGGCCUUAUCAUUGGCGAAAUCGCAGGCAGUACAUUUGUCUUAUCGCUGUCGGGAUCCUAUUCGCGGAAGUUGGUGGCCAACAACGAUGUGUCGGUGCCGGAAUGGCGUCUUCCCCCUUGCAUUGUUGGUGGCGCCGCGUUUGCUGGUGGGCUAUUUUGGUUUGGAUGGACUGGCUGGGAUAGUUCAAUCCAUUGGAUGGCUCCCACGGCUGCCGGAGUGGCAGUGGGAUUUGGCUUAACUUCCAUUUUCAUGCAGUGCUUCAACUAUAUUCUGGACACUUACUCGAAGUUGUGAGUGCACUCCGUUUUCCGCCUUUCUUAUUUUCUUCUCCCAUACGGACCGGGCUGCAUGCUAAUGAUGUAGUGCUGCGUCGGCCUUUGCGGCCAACACCAUGAUGCGAUCCAUGGUGGGUGCCGUCUUCCCUCUUUUCACGCGACAGAUGUUCAACAACCUCGGUAUUCAAUGGGCAGGUACGCUGCUAGGAUGCAUUGCCGUGGUGAUGAUCCCAAUCCCGGUGAUGUUCUACCUCUAUGGUGGCCGUAUCCGGCAGAAGAGUAAAUUGGCCCCUGCGAUGGAGCUUGUCGAGGAAGAGAUCAAACAGGCAUAAUGAAGCACUAUAAAAGAAGGCAUUGCUGUAAGUAUGACCAUAAAGAUAGACAUAGUUAAAAGGUUAUACCGCU